This is a messenger RNA of Cucurbita moschata (crookneck pumpkin), 4342 nucleotides long. RefSeq names its product probable glucan endo-1,3-beta-glucosidase A6. NCBI's taxonomy places the organism in Eukaryota, Viridiplantae, Streptophyta, Magnoliopsida, Cucurbitales, Cucurbitaceae. The coding region runs from base 129 to 3617 and encodes 1162 amino acids. The record is from RefSeq and is a predicted model, not a curated record. Gene Ontology annotation, biological process: carbohydrate metabolic process; defense response to other organism. Gene Ontology annotation, molecular function: hydrolase activity, hydrolyzing O-glycosyl compounds; ADP binding; protein binding. The transcript has 3 exons. Gene Ontology annotation, cellular component: plasma membrane.
UUCUUAUUGACUUUUCCACGGACGUUCUGGAAGCUGACUUGAAGUCGUCCUCCUCCUUCCACGACGGAGAAAAUGCAGUUCCACGCCAGUGAGAAAACCAGCAGAGUUAUCGCCGAACAGUCGCAGAAAUGGCCGGUUUCAUCUCGACAUUUGCAGUGCAGGAGAUUCUGAAGAAGGCAUUUGGUCUUGCAGCCGAGCAAAUUCAUCUAGCCUGCCAUUUUAAGACGGAGCUCUCCAAGCUCUGCACCUCUCUGCACCUCGUCAAAGCCAUUCUUCGCGAUGUCGAUCAAGCGAAGUCCGAUCGAGAAUCGUUCAUGAUUUGGGCCGCUAAGCUUCAGGGUUUAGCCAUCGAUGCCGAAGUUAUAAUGGAAGAGCUCUCCUACGAGAAUCUUCGGCGCCAAAUUGACGUCAAUGGAAAUCCCAAGAAAAUGGUAUGUGAUUUCUUUUCAUUCUCUAAUCCCUUGUUGUUUAGGUUGAAAAUGGCUCAUAAAAUUAAAACCAUUACCCAAAUUUUGAAUGAGAUUAAUGUGGAGGCAAGUGCUGUGGGGGUUGUUGCUAAAGUGAAUGAAAGGGUAACGAGUGCUAAUAAUGGGCAAAUUCCAGAGACUGAUUCAUUUCUUGAUGAGUUUGAGAUUGUAGGAAGAGGGGUUGAUAUAUCAAGAAUAGUUAGCAUAGUUCUUGACACUACCACACACGACAGGAUCUCUGUCAUUCCUAUUGUCGGGAUGGGUGGUCUUGGAAAGACAACAGUGGCUAAAGCAGUCUUUAAUCAUGAGCUUGUAGAAGCUCAUUUUGAUGAAACAAUUUGGGUGUGUGUGACUGCAAGUUUUGAUGAGAAGAAGAUUUUAAGAGCAAUUUUGGAAUCUCUUACGAACUUUCCAAGUGGUUUGGAUAGUAUGGAUGCUAUACUUAGAAGAUUACAAAAGGAGCUGGAAGGGAAGAGGUAUUUUCUUGUGCUGGAUGAUGUAUGGAAUGAAAAUUUUGAACUGUGGAACAAUUUGAUGAGUCUUUUGCUAAAGAUUACAAAUAGUGUUGGGAAUAGAAUUCUUGUGACAACUCGGAGUGAAGAAGCUGGAAAAGUCGUGAAGACGUUUCCCGUUUAUCGUUUAGCUAAGUUAUCAGACGAUGAAUGCUGGUCGAUAUUCAAGGAAAGAGCGUCCCCAAAUGGUCUACCACUGACUCAAGAGCUGGAAGUUAUGAAGAAUGUGCUUGCUGAGCAGUUUGGAGGCAUUCCAUUGGUUGCAAAAGUCGUGGGAGGAUCCAUACAAUUUAAGACAAGAAGAGAGACUUUGUUGAUGUCAACAUUGGAAACCCUGAUUAUGAAUCCGCUACAAAAUGAAAACGAUAUCUUGUCUAUCUUGAGAUUAAGCGUGGAUCAUUUGCCGAACUCGUCGUUGAAACAAUGUUUUGCCUAUUUUUCAAAUUUUCCAAAGGGAUAUAACUUUGAAAAGGAACAACUAAUCCAAUGCUGGAUGGCUGAAGGGUUCAUUCAACCUUCUGAUCAAGCAGGCAAUGAAACCAUGGAAGAUAUAGGAGACAAGUACUUCAAUAUCUUACUAGCUCAUUCCUUAUUUCAAGAUAUUGUCAAAGAUGAGAAUGGUAAAAUCACUCACUGUAAGAUGCAUCAUCUUCUUCAUGAUCUUGCAUAUUCUAUCUCAAAAUGUGCAGCAUUCGGUUCAGAUGUUAUUGGUUUAAAUGACAACGUUUCUCAAAUUCGACAAUUAUCCUUGAUUGGUUGUGAGAAUAAUGUACCUUUGCCUUCUAUAAGGAGUAUGCGGAACUUACGUUCUUUGUUCUUGGACAGAGAUGUCUUUGGCCACAAGAUUAUAAGUUUCAAGCGCUUGUGUGUUCUAAACAUAUCGCGAUGUGAAAUCCGUAGCUUGCCAACGUCGAUCGGAAGGUUAAAGCAUCUACGGUAUCUAGACGUUUCAAAUAAUAUGAUAAAGGAACUUCCAAAAUCUAUUGUUAAGCUUUACAAAUUGCAAACCCUGAGGCUUGGUUGUUUCCAUGGAGAAGCCCCCAAGAACUUCAGGAAACUGAUCAGCUUGAGACAUUUCUAUAUGGAUAUUAAAAGACCAACGAAUAGGCACAUGCCUUGUUAUCUAGGUAGGUUGGUUGAUCUUCAAUCCUUGCCUUUUUUUGUUGUUGGCAUGGACAAGGGCUCUCAUAUAGAAGAGCUUGGAUAUCUGAGCCAUCUCAGAGGAACAUUAGGGCUUUAUAAUCUUGAGUUUGUCAGAAACAUGGGGGAAGCCAUGACAGCAAAGUUGGUGAAAAAGGAAAAAGUGUACAAAUUGAAACUAUUAUGGAGUGAUCAAAGAGAAGUUAGUGAUGAUCAUGACACUGCUGUUUUAGAAGGACUUCAACCACACAAAAAUCUCCAAUACUUGAAACUUGAGAACUUUAUGGGAGAAUUCUUUCCAAAUCUUACUUUUGUUGAAAAUUUAGUGAGGAUUUCUCUGAAAAACUGUAGCAGGUGUCGAAGAAUCCCGACAUUUGGACAUCUGCGUAAUCUUAAAGUUCUUGAGAUUUCUGGAUUGCACAACUUAAAAAGUAUAGGGACUGAGUUCUAUGGAAAUGAAAAUGAAGGGAGAAGUUUGUUUCCAAAGCUGAAAAGAUUUGAUCUUCUGGACAUGGAGAAUCUGGGACGUUGGGAUGAGGCAGCAGUUCCGUUGCACGUUGCGGUUUUCCCUUGUAUUGAAGAGUUAAAAAUUCUUGACUGUCCGAGAUUAGAAAUUGUUCCUGAUUACUUCUCGACUCUCAGGACGUUAGAAAUCGACGAUGUUAACAACCCAGUUUCGCAGAACACUCUGCAGACAUUUAAGCUACUUGGCAUAAUACACUCAGGCAGUCUGAGUGGUUUGCCUGAGGAGCUAUAUGGUAAUCUGUCAUCUCUCGAGGAGUUUAAGGUUUGGUAUUACCUUCACUUGAAAUCCUUUCCGACCAUUGAGUGGCUCACUGAUCUUCUGAAAUGCAAGAUUGGAUAUGACACAAAAUGGACAAGUAAUCAAGCUGAAGAGCUAGAAUCAUACAUGUCUGUAAUUGAAUUGUCUAUUGUCGGCUACCACGAUCUAACGUCGACCCCGGAUAUAAAAGCAUUGCAGAAUCUUUCAUCUUUGACGAUCACUGGCUUGAGGAACUUGCCGAAAGGAUUUCACUGCCUGACUUGCCUGAAAAGCUUGUCAAUUGGUGGGUUCAUGGAAGGGUUUGAUUUUAGGCCUCUUUUACACCUUGAAUCUCUUGAAAAUCUAGCAUUGAUAGACUUUGGCAGUGCAGAAAGCACACUUCCAGGCGAACUUCAGCACCUCACUGGCUUAAAGCAUUUGAAAAUUGUUGGCUUUCAAGGCAUUGAAUCUCUACCAGAGUGGUUUGGAAAUCUUACCUCAUUGGAAACUUUGCACCUUGAAAGUUGCAGAAAUUUGAGAGAGCUUCCAGAAGCUAUGGGUUGCCUUGCCAAAUUGGAAGAACUGCGCAGUUUCAAUUGCCAUGAGCUCAGGCUUCGCCAAGAAGAAUCAGAAUGGUCCAAGAUUUCGCACGUUUCGAGAUUCAUAUCGUUCAAUUAUUGGGUCGAUGAGGACCAACAGAGGGUUCAGUUCAAAGUCUGCCACAAGCCUAGCUAGUGGCUCAUGUCAGGAACGAAGCAUGGAGAACAAUAUUGAUAUGAAUCAAGACAUCUCAAUCGAUUCAUGCCAUGCUUUUUGUGAUGAACAAAGUGGCUUCAUGAACUCAUAAAGAUUUUGAACAAUAAACGAGGAAUAUAAUAGAGAAAGAGGCUUGAAGGCCCAACCUCCUCGCUGGCACACCGCCCAGUGUUUGGCUCUCUUUGGCUCAUUAUGUAUUGUCGUCAAUCUCACGGUUUUAAAACAUGUCUACUAAGAAAAGGCUUCCACACUCUUAUAAGGAAUGCUUCGUUCCCCUUUCUAACUGAUAUGGGAUCUCACAUGAUCAAUGGUAUCCCUGUAUAGAUAAUGAAAAAUGAUCAACGAUACCUGUUUAGAAAAAAUGAAGAAAAGGGUGACAAAAAAAUUGAACCGUACUUCUUGGUCGUGAUUUGUACGAUCCAUUUAGUAUAAUAAGAAAUAAUGAAAGAACAAAAAGAAAACCUCUCACCUUCACAUCUUUAAUUUGGUUUUAGCAUUCAUGAUCUUUGUCUUUUGGUUUAAGAAAACGACAUUCCCUUUGUCACUUUGAGCCAUAUUGUGUUCUUGUUGGUUCUUAAUUUUUCAAAAGAAUAUGACUUUCCUUUCCUAUUUAGUCAUCAUCUUUACUCUUCCAUCCUUCCCUCUCCAUUUAAAAGCUCACCAAAACCCACUCAUAAUCCCCCAUGUUUAACACCACAAGUUCU